AUGCAAGAUAUGCUUAGUGGCAGCUCUGCUGAAGAUCUCUUUGGUUCAGCAUCACAACCAAUAAGCAGCCAAGAAAAUACAGCCCCUCUUGAUUUAAUUGUUGACCUUCCAGUUCAGAAUUCAUCUAAUAGCGCAACCCCAAAGAAUUCUGCUGAUUUAUUUGCUGCACCACCACAAACACAAGCAAACGAUAACGAAUUCGGUGGCGAAAAUGACGCCGUUGAAGAUAUUUACGCAUCCGGCCCAGCUGCUGAGCCAGAAAAGGUUUCUGCACUCGUUGAAUGGGAACAAAACAGGAACAAAAUUAUUGCAGACCAAGAUGACGAAGAAGAAAAACAGAUUAGCGCUAUGAGGCAAAAGGCUUCUGAAGACCUUUCAAACUUCCAUAAGAAGAUUGAAGAGGGUCAGGAAACCCGCGCUCAUCAUAAUGUCGAGGUAGAUGCUGAAACAAAGGCUGCCCUCGAGUCGCAUCCAGAAAAUCAGUGGGAGGGCGUUGUUAGUUAUAUUGACUUCAACCGUUCAGAUUUACAUGAAAAGGAUGUUUCGAGAAUGAAAGGACUUCUUCUUCAGUUGAAGCAUUAA
Messenger RNA from Trichomonas vaginalis G3, 582 nucleotides. Its product is annotated as clathrin light chain family. The coding region runs from base 1 to 582 and encodes 193 amino acids. Gene Ontology annotation, molecular function: structural molecule activity. The transcript has a single exon. Lineage: Eukaryota; Parabasalia; Trichomonadida; Trichomonadidae. Gene Ontology annotation, cellular component: clathrin coat of trans-Golgi network vesicle; clathrin coat of coated pit. The record is from RefSeq and is a predicted model, not a curated record. Gene Ontology annotation, biological process: vesicle-mediated transport; intracellular protein transport.